CAAACAGCUGAUCAAGGCAAGAAUAUGUGUCAGUGGAAUCGAUCGAACAUAAUUAAAUAGCCGUCGUCUGCGUAGAAAAAUGCUAAAGUCGAACGCUAUGUGCGAAGACUAAACUUUGAACACCUCACGGGCCGUUGAAAGGGUCGCGAUGAAUCUCCACCAGAUUGUGAGUGGGGCGUGCAAUGCCGGCGAUAAGUGCUUUGCCGUGGGCAGCGUCGAAGGAGUUCCCUUCACAGCGUAUGCUGCCGGUUGCAACAUUGUCAUACUUGCACCUACCUUUGAAAGGGUGCAAAUUAUACCUGGUGCAGUGCAUGACUACAUUCGAAUCAGUUCAAUUGACUGUUCCAGUGACACUGGGAAAAUAGCUGCUGCAUAUGAUAACAUUGUUUGCAUCUAUGAGCCUACUCCAUUGAUUAAUCCAAAUUCUACACAUGGUUUGGACUAUCGAUGGGUGCAAACUGGCACACUAAAAACUGAGUCACCAAUCAGAGCAUUAAGCUGGAACCUUGAAGGCAGCCGAUUGUUGACAGCAGGCUGUAUUGUUCAAUUGUGGCACUUGCAACCAAAUACUACCAUUCCUGAAGAGCAAGGACAAGCUGAGCAUGUUAAAUUCACUGUUGGAGGUGAAUGUGAUGCAAGUAUUGAUCCCCCUGAACAGCAAACACAUGAAGAGAAAGAUCAUGAUAUGCAGUGGCAGUGUGUCUGGAGGGCAAACACCGCCACCCCAGUCCAACAUCUUGCUUUCAGUCCGGAUGGUACUCUAUUUGCAACAUCAGGCGAAAAUGAUCGGCUGGUUAAGAUUUGGUACGAAAACAAACAUUUUCUCUUUACCAAGAGCAUCGAUCAACAUCAAGAAAUGGAAUAUGGAUUUGUCUACAUCGCACAUCCACGUGCCGUCACGCAUCUCUCAUGGCGCACAACGAGUAAAUUUAUGCCGAAGGGUUCCGUUUCCAAUAUGUUGGUCACUUCGUGCAAGGAUAACAUCUGCAGACUUUGGGUGGAAACUGUUUUACCGGAAGAUGGCUUGAUAAACCUCUCUCAACUUGAUCCACAAGCGAAUCAUCCUAAAUUUCGCACUCAUCGACAUAAACAUCGAUUUAUACAACGUUUGAAACACAUGAAAACUUGUUUUCAUAUCAGGCGACAUGCAAAACACCACGGGCAAUUAGCAGGUCUUUCAACUCCAAUUCCUACGUUGCCCUCUACGUACAGCGUACAUGACUUUCACUCCUAUGGGUAUCACGGUACCGGCGUCACACCGGGUUUACAUUUCCAUCUCGCGGCUUCCGUUAAUGCUGAAACUGACAUCCCAUUGGUGCCCAGUAUUUCAUUCUGUAAUCCGCGUCCAGCAUUCGUUCUUCACUGGCUGGACAACAAGGAAAUGCACUAUAACAUGCAAGCAGAGUCACUAGUCAAAGAACUAGCGCGAAGGGCUGUGGACAAUCCCGAUGAGGAAUGCAAUGGUGACGAUCCUGCGAUGGAUAUGCCUAUACUUGAUACCAAAAUAGAAACAUUAUUGCGCGAUUGGCAUCACAGCCCUGAUCUUCUCUUCAGUAUUCAUCCGGUGGACGGCAGCUUCUUGAUCUGGGUGAUUGAAUGGUUGGAUGAGUUCCACCCGGGUUCUUUCCGGCAGGCGCAGGUUUCAUUUGCGACCAGAAUCCCCGCUGCUUUCCCCGUGGGCGAUUCUCUUAGUAUGUCUACGAUGAUUGCAUUGUACAGCGUCGCUGAUUGUAUUAAACACUUGGUGAAAGAUGUCAUUACGAAAGAUGUGAAUAACGGCACGGCGCCUGGGAAUAAUCUGUCGAUAGUUAAAGAAGAAGACGAGAAUGCGUCGACUGCCGAAGUGAGGCAGGAGGUGCCCGUUGAGGAAGAGCCGAAAAAUCCUUCACCAGUGGUUUCGUUGGUUACUAAGCACGAUAAUGGUACAUUAAACCUGUGGCAGCUUACAUUUGCGGAUAAGAGUAAAUUCAGUCAGGUACUAAGUAUUGGACACAAGAGUCGCGCUUCUGGCCAUCGUUUCCGCGUGAAUGACAUCACCUGCCAUCCGGUAUUGCCUUUGUUAUUAACUACUAGUCAUCAUAAUAUUGUCGAGCAGAAGGAGAAACACAGCAAAAACGGUUUCUGUAGCGAAUUGAUUCUAUGGAGAGUAGACGCAGUUGGUCCACUAUCGAAAUCCGGUGGAAUAUGCGAGUUGGCACGCAUUAGUUCCCCAGAACCAUCCGCAUUCAGUAAUGUUGCGUGGAUUCCAACUCUUCUGCCCUCUUCUACUCUAGGAAAUUUAUCCAACUCUCCAAGCGCGUGUUUUGUCGCUUCAGAUGGGCACUCAUUGAGAGUUUACCAGGCUGUCAUUGAUGCUCGCACACUUCUCGCGGAUAUCUCUUGUAAAGAACACCGCCUUAACGAUUCAACGGAGAGUUUAACAGAUCUAUCCAGUUUGGACGAAGCCAGCCUCCUGGAAAAAAUCAACAUUGUUUCCCAGCAGAGCACAUCAAGACCUGGAUGUAUAAUUCAAUUGGAGACUAUAUCGGAAGCCGUGCGUUAUCAGAAUACUACUUUCCUGCACGUUUAUCAGGAGCAGUUGAUUACCGGCGAGCGCAGUACCGCCGCGCCCAUUAAUCUCACUGGGCAUGAUGCCAUGGUGGAUCUUCAACAGAACAUCGUCUUUGAGCAGCCAUUUUAUAUCGUCCUGCUUGAUUGCACCGAUUUGCAUACUAUAAUACAUAUGUGGAAGUUGACCAUUGCUUCUAAUGAGAGUGACGUUAACUUGUCCGGUAGUCAGAUGUACGUACCAGAUUGUAAUCUGGUGCAGGACGAAAACGAUUUGAGCAGGAAGAAUAGCAUGGAGAGUUUACAUGAGAAACAUGCCAAAGUUAGUCCGCACAUUAAUAUAACGACUAUGAGGGAAAUUAAGCAGGUUCUACCUUUGCCGGAUGGCGUCGAAAUUGUUCAUGCUACACCAGCUGCGGGACACUUGAGUUCUGCGUCGAUUUAUCCCGCAUGUCUCGCGCCAUAUUGUUUUGCAACCGCAUGCAGCGAUGGAAUUAUUCGUUUCUGGACAAUAUCACACAACUCUGCACUUGUAAAAUCUUCUAGGCAUCUCAUGUUGGAAGAAGAUGGAGAAAUGGUGAACACUGGCAAGAUCUGGACCGAAUGGAACAUGAUCAAAGAAUCAGCGAUUGAAAUAGAGGGUCAAAUCCUAAACAUCAGCGUUGCGUAUUCGGGUCGAUUAGCGGUAGCAUACAAAUAUGGCCGCAGCUUCACUCGUCCCAACAAAGACGAUCAUGAUUCACGAUACAUCAAUCUUUGCGUUGCUAUUUAUGAGUGCGAGUCGACCGGAGGGUCCGAAUGGAUUUUGGAAGAUAUAAUCCAUCUGAAAAAUAUUCACUUGCCGCGUAUUUCACUAGACAGACAUCUUGACCUCAGCUAUCUGUACGAUUCGAAAACAUUGAAGAAGAAACAACGCAUUAACGAAGUAUUACACACAUUCUCAAACGAUGAACGUCUUAGUAUGGCGUCAGAGCAAGGCAUAAAACCCACAUUACUCGCGGUUCCUAGCUUCAGCACUUUGCAGAGCUUAAGGAAGUCUAUCUCGGAAAUGGGCAAUAUAUGUCCCAUUACUCAGAAACACAUUGUACAAUUGGAUUGGGUAUCCAAUGAGGACGGGUCGCACAUUCUGACAGUUGCGUGUGGGUCGAAAAUAAUGCUGUACACGCCAUUAUCCACUGAUUUGGCACAAGCGAAUGUUAAGGCGAUGAAGGAGUCGAUUAACAACAAUCGGCCCAUUUUGAGAAAAGCUAGUUCCUUUGCUCAGCCAAUGUUUGUUGAUGAUUUUAAAUGGAUGACUUUACGUAAGAUUGAAUUGGCGACGGCAGAUGGUUUACCCGCGUUGCCUAUGCAGAUAAGUUGGGUGCGUGAUGGCAUCCUAGUGGUUGGAAUGGACUCCGAAAUGCACGUGUACACACAAUGGAAGCCCCAAGUUCCUGUAUUGACUAGUGGUAAUGAUGAAGAGAAGCGCGGUGGACGUGACGUAGAUUUCCGCACAUUGACCCAAGAAAACCAACGAAAGUUAGCGUCGAUUCCAACCUUAGGGCGUAUCAGCUCGAUGAACCUUCAAAUACUCGACAGGAAACGCGUAAAUAAGGAGUCAAUUGACUACAUGCCCGAUUAUGGGCUCUUUGAAGCUUCUAGAAUUGCUUGCCCGGUAUUGCCACAAUAUCACCCCAAGCAGUUGAUGGAACUUCUCAAUUCCGGGAAGAUUCGAUGGGUAAAGGCUAUCUUGUCACAUCUAGUGAAGUGCCUUGGUGGUGCGACAAUUGAUAAUAAUGAAGAUAUGCAAGGCUGGGCUCGCGCACGCACACUAUCCGUAAGUUACCCAGCGGGUUCACCAGAACAUCGCGCCAGUAUUGGAGAGAUUACUCUAGAUUACGACGAAAGUAAGAAUAUCCCACCAUUACCAUUAUGGACUCUUCUCGCAGCGGACAAAGAACGGCCAGCGACCCAGGAAGAGAAGAAGGAUUACAACGAGCUCUUCGAUAACAACCUGAACAUGGAAGAUAACCUUGACACCCUUUUGGAGGACGAUGAGGGUGCCCGAUUAGAGCGUCGUCCUUCUGAACGUAUUACAAGUAUUGCACAUUUCACUCCUCGACAGGGUCGUAUUUUAUCCCGUCUUCUCACCCACACUCACCUUCCUGGUUUAUCAUCUUUGGAUCAGAUGCAUUUGUUGGCUUUAGCUGAUACUGUUUCAACUUGUAACACUGACCUCGCUGAGCGGUUUGCUAUUGAUGCAGCUAAAUCAGCACUGGCGAAGGAGAACUUGGUCGGGCAGUCGGAUCAAGUGAUCACAGACUCUCUCGAUGAUUGCGGCCUACGCUUUUUGUUAGCGAUGAAACAUUACAGUUACCUCCUACGUUGUCUACCAUUAGCGCAACGCGCUCAAUUCCAGAAGAACGGAGUUGGGACUAAUAAUCUAGCCUGGGCGUAUCAUUCCGAGAGUCAAGAGGAACUCCUCAAUCUCAUUCCGAGUUAUGCGAAGGGAGAACCGACGUGGUUCCUCUUGAGGGAGUUGGGUGUUGGUUGGUGGGUGCGCAAUAUUACCUUGCUGAAGCAAUGUGUCCAAGUAUUAGCGAAAGCAGCGUAUUCGGCAAAGCAGGAUCCUUUAGACGCGGCGUUGUUCUAUAUCGCGAUGAAUAAAAAGAGCUUACUUUGGGGGUUGUAUAGAUCCAAGAGAGAUGACCGCAUGACAGCAUUCUUUGCGAAUAAUUUCACCGAAGAGCGCUGGAGGAAAGCUGCCUUGAAGAACGGUUACGCUUUGUUGGGUAAACAACGAUUUGAACAUGCGGCAGCAUUUUUCCUCUUGGCUGGAAGCUUGAAGGACGCUGUUGAAAUCUGCCUGCAUAAACUGCAGGAUUUGCAGUUAGCGAUUAUCAUUGUAAGAUUAUACGAGGGUGAUGGUACGAGUUUGAAGAAGUUACUGUAUGAAGAAAUACUAGGGUGUGAUGCAGAAGGUAACGAACAGGACAUGUCCCGCGCACACCCAGAUCCUUUUCUGCGAAGUAUGGCGCUUUGGACUCUCAAGGAACAACAGGCGUCCUUGAGUACCUUGUUAUUGGGUAAUGCAGGAACAAUGCAUCCAUCUCAUGAUGAUGAUACUAAGGAGAGUAAAGAAGCAGAUCCGAACGUGUUCAAUUUUUAUGUCUACCUACGUACUCAUCCACUGCUGAUUCGUCAACACGUAGCCAAUUCAGGGAAUAGGAAGGUGUGGCUUCCAGGCGGCAAGCAGGUCAUUGUUGAAGAGUCUAUUACUCCUCUGGAGCGACAGUUGUAUUUUACAACAGCACAUGGACAUUUCCGCGCGGGUUGUCCUGCUUUGGCCCUCGAGGUCCUUUCAAAGUUACCGUAUGUUGUUAGUGAUCCGCUUAAGCAGGCGGCGACCCCCGGUUCAGAAAAAUCAGAGAAAGUACCAUGCAAGACGUCGGAAGCAUUGAUCAACACAGGUACACUUUCCUGGGAACCGCAGAGCGCACAACCUCAAGCUCAAUCCUCAAUGGAUUUCGACUGGAGUGCCCCUAGUACGGUUAAAGCAGACGAACUCGUGUUGAAUUGGGAUGAUGAUGAUGCGGCCGCUGAAGAAUCUGACGGAUCCGAGGGUGGGCUUAAGAUGACAGCCAAGUCUAACAAAUCUGAGGAACGGCCAGAAGACGAGGAGGAAGAUAAAGAUGAAGAUACAGGACCAGAACAGAUUGACGUAAUGGCGCAGCAGUUGAAAUUCGUUGCGUGUCUUAAAAUCCUAAUGGAAGAAUUGUCCACUCUAGCAACUGGGUUUGAAGUGGAUGGUGGUCAGCUUCGCUAUCACCUAUACAAGUGGCUGGAAAAGGAAGUCGAUGCGCUACGAGAAUUAUGCAAUUACACAACAUCAGAACUUGUUGAUCCCAUUGACCACGAUCCAAACGCUGAUGUGGAGAAUCCCGAGAAUCGGGACAGGCCUACCUUGCACGAAAUACUCAUUCAGGAAAAAUUGGACUUUGAGGCGAAGGUGCAACGCGCAGCAAAACGCAAGCGCUGGUUACGUGCCAAUGAGACUCUCAUCAGGACACUGUUAAGUUACUGUUCUUUACACGGUGCCACCGGGGGAUUAGCUUCUGUUCGCAUGGAAUUGGUACUACUCUUACAAGAACUCCAACAAGAGAAAACACACCAGCAAUUGUUGAGCCCAUUGCCAUUCCCAACAAGUCUACCAUUAUUAGCCGCGAGCGUUGCUAGCAGCAAAACUGUCAUUGCUGAUCCUAUUAGGUAUCUUCAAUGCCUCACCCAUGAUAUGUUGCAGACCGUUGUGGAGUUGGUUAAACCAACGGCGAAUCAAUCUUCGUUAACUGUCUUGAGAGACUUGGCUGUCGCAUUAUCUGCGUGCAUAUACCAAUCGUUAUGUGAUUCUGACACGUUCAAGAGUAAUAUUCAGGAUAUUCAGGAUACAUCCAGUCAUCUGGUGGGUCGCAGGCGACGGAUGUCGAUGAAUGAAGCGCAGAAUAUUAUCACAGCACCUUCAAAAUGGCCGGGGGUCACCUCCUUGAGGGCGUUGUUAGCAAGAGAAAAAGAUGAAGAUACACCAAGGCUUACUGUUGUUUUAUGCGAAUCCUUUGUGGCUACUUACCUGUCACUUCUCCUGUAUGGUCUUGCUACCUGUGAUGCCGUUAUUCUGUAUCAUAUGGCCGGCCAUACUUUCACAACAACUACAUGGGGAAUAUUAUUCGGUGGUGGUAUUAAGAAACUUUUGAGGACGGCCAGUAUUUCCGGUAACGACAGCGCCCAGAAUACACCCACAGAAGAAGUGGGUAGCGCUGCAACAUGGCUAAAUAAGCAGCGUGUCAAAUUGAACAAUAAAAUUCUGGGACACCAGACGUCAGUGAUGAAAGAAGACAAGCCCACAUAUAGGGAGCAGUUUAUCGCGCCAGAGAUGUCGAUGCUGGCAUAUUUGCUUACAAAGCCUGACAGUGGUCCACAGGAAGACCAAAUUGAUAGUGAAUCGGAAAACGAGAGUGACGAAGAUGUGUUUGAUACGCCUACGCCGAUGACACGCACGCAGAAUAUUGAACAUUCCGAUCCGGAUUCCUAUUCAUGGUUGGUGCUUAAGUUGUCAGUGAUCCGUAUUGUUCAGGAACGCCUCACACAAUUUUUAGCGGUGGCUGGUAUUGAGUUGUCUGAAUUACCCGUGGCAAGUCCUUUAAUUCACUCCGCCCUUCGUCGAUUACACCAAUGGCAGGAUCAACUCAGAGACGAGCUGGACAAUCGUCAGUCCCCUGCCGAAUACAUUCCCGGCUGCUUCAUGGAAACCACUACCGGACCUCCCAUUCAGAAGUACCGCCAGCUGCUCGAGCCGCAUAACACGCCAUUCAGCAGCAAACCGGGGACGGGUACCGUACGCCGGCUCUGGCAUUACCUUGUCCACCAGGAAUGCGUGCAAGAUAUAUUCAUACGUGCCGUAUUCGGCAAGCGGCGUUCGCUCACCGCCCUCGACGAAGUUCUCCCUCAUCCGGAUCGUGGCCCAGAGCCAGUGCGCAUCAUCCACAAGGAGCAGGACUCCAUUGCUGCGUUCAGCCUCAAUUCGGUCACACCUGGAAUACUCGUCGUUGCGACACCAAGAGAACUACAAGAGAUGGAUAUCUCUCUACUACUAGAACUUCCUGCAUGGUUGGAGGAUGAAUGCGAGUUGGAUAUUCUCAACAUCAAGGAUCACGUGGAUCACACCGUGCCGCCAUUCCUCGUUAUCCAAAGCGCAGGUGACAAAGCCAAAGAUACACAACCGUCAAGUCCGCAACCGGGAGGUCUCGCUGGACAAAGUGGACGUGGCGCUAGCGUUAUAAAAGGAGUGAGCUUCCCAGGCUGUCAUGAUGCCGGAUUUGUCCACCUCGUGCUGCUACGGUCGGCUCAUAUGCUACGACCGCUCACUAGGCACAAAAUUGAUGGGAUUCGACGUAUUACCUCUCACCCGCUAAUGCCGCUUUACUUGACUGGGUCUCAGGAUGGAUCUGUACAAUUAUGGGAAUGGGGACAUAAUUCCCCUGUAGCUACGCCGCGUUCGGCUGGCACGUUUGCCAAAGUAACCCGUUUGCGAUUUUCGCAACAUGGCAACAAGUUCGGCGUUGCUGAUUCUGAUGGAAAUCUCAGUCUAUGGCAAGUUGGUACAGCCGCAAAUGCCAAUCGUCCAUUCUUUACGUACCAGUGCCAUAACAAAGGCAUCACCGAUUUUGUCUUCUUGAACUCCUGCAGUCUGCUGGCAACGGCCGGGCACAGCUCGGAAAGUAAGAACGUCUGCAUCUGGGACUCCAUCUUGCCGCAAGGUAAAUCGCUCGUGUGUGCCUUCACGUGCCACGAGCAGGGCGCGAGUAGUCUGGUUUACGCGCCGCAACAUCAGGUGCUAAUCUCGGCCGGCAAGCGUGGGGAUGUGUGUAUGAUUGAUGUGCGCGCGAAAGUCAUCCGGCAUCGCUUCCAAGCGCACGAGAGCGCCGUCAAGUGCGUAGCCAUAGACCCGCACGAAGAAUACUUCGCGACCGGUGCAGCGGAUGGAGAUAUCAAGAUUUGGGGAGUUAUGGUGCCGAAUCUUCUUACCGCUUUACCGUCUGAGCACGCCCGCAGCAGCUUCUUCAAGAACAUCGGUCAGGGUGUCACGCAACUCCACAUCGACGGAGGCGGUCGUUUGUUUUCUUGCGGUGCCGACGGCAGCAUGAAAGUCCGCCAGCUGCCGGAACGCGAUUCGCUGCUGAGCGAUUAAAACAAGCCGAAGCGCACUCACGAUAUUUACAAUGAUUACAAAUGUUGAGUUUUCCUAUUCCUAGCAUACAAAUAAUCGGUAAGUGAUUUUAAGCUAAUUGUUACAAAAAUAAAUGUAUCUAUUGUACAAGUAUAAUAUGCAUAUAGUUUGUACAAUAUUAUUAGACUAAUUGAAUAAUCGUUCACUUUCACCUUCACUGAAAUGACGAGAUGAUUUAAGAUAUUCAACAAUUCGAAUUAUGAACGCAUUAUUGAUUGAAAUGUUAUUGAUGCAGUGCUUUUAAAUGUUGCAUACAAGAAUUUAGAGUAGUCUCACCACUCAACGAUAACAAAUAACUUUGUUGAAUCAUAUGUAUACGUUUCGAAAUUUCCAAAAAUUUCCAAAUUAUUUUUGAAUUUGAUUUAUCUAUGUGUCUAAUGUCUACAAAUGAUGAUUACAAAACAAAAAUAUAUACAAUGAUAUUGAAACUGAA
Messenger RNA from Dalotia coriaria, 9740 nucleotides. RefSeq names its product rabconnectin-3 alpha (gene Rbcn-3A). Gene Ontology annotation, cellular component: RAVE complex. Gene Ontology annotation, biological process: vacuolar acidification. The record is from RefSeq and is a predicted model, not a curated record. NCBI's taxonomy places the organism in Eukaryota, Metazoa, Arthropoda, Insecta, Coleoptera, Staphylinidae. The coding region runs from base 149 to 9268 and encodes 3039 amino acids. The transcript is spliced from 15 exons. Gene Ontology annotation, molecular function: protein binding.